Gymnodraco acuticeps is the source of this 1371-nucleotide messenger RNA. It is a transcript of the gene tfpt, whose product is annotated as TCF3 (E2A) fusion partner. The record is from RefSeq and is a predicted model, not a curated record. Bases 311 to 910 code for a protein of 199 amino acids. Gene Ontology annotation, cellular component: Ino80 complex. The transcript has 7 exons. NCBI's taxonomy places the organism in Eukaryota, Metazoa, Chordata, Actinopteri, Perciformes, Bathydraconidae. Gene Ontology annotation, molecular function: DNA binding. Gene Ontology annotation, biological process: apoptotic signaling pathway; positive regulation of apoptotic process; apoptotic process.
AAAACAUUCGUUCAUCGACGAGAAUGGAACGAAAGGACUGCUCUUCCUUCGCUUUACGUUUGAUUUGAGCUCAGUUUAAUUUUAGAAAACACUCUUAGCUAGCCUGACUGUUUACAUCAAAGAAUAAUACACAGUCUAUGCAGCAGUUUGACCGUUAAAACGGUUUGUAGAGGAGUUGUAACCCGUAGCAACUGCUGUUGGACCUUUCAUUCAUAAAUGUAAGUCAUGUUACUAUGUAGAUUGAUGUAUCCAGUGGUGGAAAGUACCUAAGUACAUUUACUCAAGUAUUGCACUUGAGUACACAUUUGAGAUGAUGGAGGAUUUCUCUGGUUUGGCUUUGCCUCCUCUGUUCGGUGGACACAUCCUGGAGGCAGAGCUGGAGCCUGGUGGCGUGGAGCUGGGACCAGGGGAGGUGGAGCUGGGCCCGGGAGGCAGUGAGCUGCUGGAGGGUACAGAGCAGGACGAUGAAGAGAGGAGAGCUCUUGAUAAGAGGAAAUAUCUGGCUCUGAAUAGGAGAUGUAAAGACAUUGAACAGGUGAAUCAGAAGAUUCUUGGUCGCCUUCAUCAAGUACAAAGAAUAACACGACGCUUGAAGAAGGAGAGACGGUUUCUCAUGAAGACUUUAGACGCUCAUGGGGACGACUACAGGAACGCCCAGCUCACUAUACUUCUAGAGGAUGAGCCUGGAGUCCAUUUAGACCCUGCUACAGGAGUGAAGGAUGACCGGCCUAAUGGUGUGUCAGGUUCCUCCUCGUCUGCUGCGUUGCCUCAUGCUGCGCUGCCAAAGAGGAAAAGACACAGAAUACCACGGCAAGAAAAAGAUAAAGACCAACAGACUGAAGCAGACAUGUCAGUGUUGGCAGAGAAUCAGUUUGGAGAAAUGCCCAGCCCGACCUCUCUGUCUCACUAAUCAUUGAACUGUGGCCCUGAUGAUGAUGAGGAUGAUGAUGAUGAUGAUGAUGAUGAUGAUGCAGAAGGAGCACACAGUUUCAUUAACUCUUCAGUAGAAACGCUGCCUCUCCGCCGGGUUUUGCACUGUUUUAGUUUAUCUUUAACAUUGUGAUCCGAUUGAACCAAUGUAAGAUAAAACGAUAUGUUGUACACUUGGUACAAGUAUUCAUUUGUUUUGUAUAUUUUAUUUUCCGUAGAAAUAUUUUGUACUUUUAUUUGAUAACGACACAUAAUUAUGACCAGUGGCAUACAUGGGGCUGUUUGUUAAUUAUUUGAUAAACUGGAUACAUUUAUAGUAGAGUUACAAACUUGUGUUUAUUAAUAGAUUUCACAAUUGAUUCCCUGGAUACUGUCAUUGAUAAUAUGGUUCAUAAUUUUAUUUCAGAACCUGUUGAAAUAAAUGACUAUUUGGCAAUUGGA